AUGUCUCGCUUCCUCGAUCUGAAGGACUUUGGAGAGGCUGCUCGAUAUCUUCGCCUCACCAAUCUCGAGCAACUUGCGGCCAUAGCCCAGACCUACGAUGGAACAAAACGCGUAUGGAUGCCCGAUGAAGUUGAGGGGUAUAUUGAGGUUGAAAUCCGAGAACGGAAUGGAGACAAAACUACAGUAGAGACCAAAGAUGGACGGUUUAUUACUGUCAAGGAGGAAGUCCUGCAACCUGCCAACCCCAGUAGAUUCGACAUGAUGGAGGAUAUUGCAAUGUUGACACAUCUCAACGAGGCAUCCGUGCUGUUCAACCUCAGGCGCAGAUACAGCAUGUGGAUGAUCUAUACCUACUCUGGCCUGUUCUGCGUGACUAUCAAUCCUUACAAAUGGCUGCCGGUCUACACAGACCAAGUAGUGAUGACAUUCAAGGGAAGACGGCGCACUGAGGCGCCGCCACACAUCUUCGCCAUUGCUGACAAUGCCUACUGCGACAUGCUGCAGAAUCGGGAGAACCAGUCCAUGCUUAUCACCGGCGAGUCAGGUGCAGGAAAAACGGUGAACACCAAGCGAGUGAUCCAGUACUUUGCCAUCGUCGCUGCGCUUGGAGAAACAGUGAAGAAAGGCGGAUCAUUGGAAGACCAGAUCAUCGAAGCCAAUCCUGCCAUGGAGGCUUUUGGAAAUGCCAAAACCAUCCGCAACGACAACUCUUCCCGCUUUGGAAAAUUCAUCAGAAUUCACUUCGGGCCAAAAGGAAAGUUAGCGUCUGCUGACAUUGACAUUUACCUUCUAGAAAAGUCCAGAGUGGUGUUUCAGCAGCCAGAAGAGAGGGGUUACCACAUCUUCUACCAGAUCCUAUCCAAUCACAAGCCAGAACUACAAGACAUGCUGUUGGUAACCAAGGACCCAUACGACUACCACUUUUGCUCACAGGGUGUCACCACAGUGGCCGGACUUAAGGACAGCGAGGAACUGGAUCGCACCGACCACGCCAUGGACACACUGGGCUUCACGCCAGAGGAGAAGAACGGCUGCUAUAAGCUAGUUGGUGCCAUCAUGCAUUUUGGCAACAUGAAAUUUAAGAAGAGGCAACGAGAGGAGCAGGCCGAAGCGGACGGCACUGAAAGUGUGGACAAGGCAGCUUACUUGAUGGGCAUCAGUUCCGCUGACCUGCUCAAAGGCCUCUUGAAUCCCCGAGUGAAAGUGGGCAACGAGUGCAUUGUGAAAGGACAGACAGUGGAGCAGGUCUACUUUGCGGCAGCGGCUUUGGCUAAGGCCACAUAUGACCGCAUGUUUAAAUGGCUGGUAACCCGCAUUAAUAUGUCCUUGUACACGGCGCUGCCUCGACAGUACUUCAUCGGUGUGCUGGACAUUGCAGGCUUUGAGAUCUUUGAGUUGAACAGUUUUGAGCAGCUGUGCAUCAACUUCACCAAUGAGAAGCUGCAGCAGUACUUUAACCACCACAUGUUCAUUCAGGAGCAGGAGGAGUACAAAAUUGAGGGCAUUGAGUGGACAUUUAUCGACUUCGGUCUCGACCUGCAAGCCUGCAUCGACCUCAUCGAGAAGCCCCUUGGAAUUUUGUCCAUCAUGGAGGAGGAAUGUAUGUUCCCAAAGGCCACUGACCUCAGUUUCAAUACCAAACUGUAUGACAACCAUUGGGGAAAGUCACCCAAUUUCCAACGACCGCGGCUGGAUAAGAAACGCAAAUAUGAGACGCACUUUGAGGUGGUCCACUAUGCUGGAGUGGUUCCGUACAACAUCAUAGGCUGGCUGGACAAAAACAGAGAUCCUCUCAAUGAGACUGUAGUGGUUUUGUUCCAAAAAUCCUCCAGCAAACUGAUGGCUGGACUUUAUGAGGACUACUACAUCAGCUCAGCAGACGCAGAUCCUAAGCGUGAGGCAAAGCAAAGAAAGAGGAAAGCAGCUUCCUUCCAGACUGUCUCCCAGCUUCAUAAAGAGAAUCUUAACAAGCUGAUGGCAAACCUCCGGAGGACUCAGCCGCACUUUGUCCGCUGUAUCAUCCCCAAUGAGAGCAAAACCGCUGGCGUCAUUGAUCCCUUCCUGGUCUUGCACCAGCUAAGGUGUAAUGGGGUCUUGGAGGGUAUCCGUAUCUGCAGGAAGGGCUUCCCGAACCGGAUCUUGUAUGCUGAGUUCAAACAACGCUAUCGUAUCCUGAACCCCUCUGCAAUUCCUGAGGCCACAUAUGUCGACAGCAAAAAGGCAGUGGAGAAGCUUUUGGGCUCACUGGACAUUGACCACAACCAGUAUAAGUUUGGACAAACCAAAGUGUUUUUCAAAGCAGGUCUAUUGGGUCAGUUGGAGGACAUGAGAGAUGCUCGCCUAUCUCAGAUCCUGACAACGGUCCAGGCCAUGGGCAGAGGGAAGCUGAUGAGGAUGGAAAGAGACAAGAUGACUAUACAAAGGGACGCUGUGUUGAUUAUCCAGUUCAACAUGCGAUCGUUCUUCAUUGUGCGCACAUGGCCGUGGAUGAUGUUGUUUUACAAGCUAAGGCCCUUGUUGAGGAGUGCUCAGGUGGAAAAGGAGCUGGCCUCCCUCAACGAAGACUACAGCAAGCUAAAGGAGGCCUUUAACAGGUCUGAAUGUAAGAGAAAUGAGGCUGAAGAGCGUCAAGUUAUUCUUGUCCUGGAGAAGAAUGAUUUGGCCUUGCAGCUUCAAGCUGAACAAGACAACCUCGCUGAUGCAGAGGAGCGCUGCAACCAGCUGAUCCAUUCCAAGAUCACCCUGGAGUCCAAGCUUAAGGAGAUGCAUGAGCGUCUGGAGGAUGAGGAGGAGGUGAGCGCUAAGCUGAUCUCCAAGAAGCGUGUAUUGGAAGAUGAAGUGGGAUCCCUACGGAAGGAUGUGGAUGAACUGGAGAUAACCUUAGCUAAGGUGGAGAAGGACAAGCACAGCAAUGAGAACAAGGUGAAGAAUCUUUCCCAGGAGAUGUGUGUAUUGGAUGAGUCAAUUGCUGCUCUGAACAGGGAGAAAGUUGCCCUGCAGGAAGCUCACCAACAAGCUCUCAACGACCGCCAGGCUCAGGAGGACAAAGUCAACAUUCUGGCCAAGGCCAAGAGCAGACUGGAGCAGCAUGUGGACAGUGUGGAGACCACUUUGGAGCAAGAGAAGCGGGGCCGGACUGAACAGGAAAAAGCCAAAAGGAAGCUGGAAGCUGACCUGAAACUAUCCCAGGACUCUGUAAGGGGGCUGGAAGAACAGAAGAGGGAGCUUGAGGAUAGAAUAAAUAAGAAAGACUUUGAGUUGGGUCAGCUUCAGUCCAAAUUGGAGGAUGAACAGAACCUGGUGGCUCAACUGCAGAAGAAAAUCAAAGAGCUUCAGACCCGCAUUGAGGAACUGGAGGAGGCACUGGAGGCAGAGCGUGCGUGGCGUUUCAAGGCAGAGCGUCAGCGGAAUGACAUUGCCCGGGAGCUGGAAGAGCUUGGAGAGAAGCUAGAAGAGGCGGGAGGAGCUUCUGCUGCGCAGAUUGCACUCAAUAAGAAGCGGGAAGCGGACUUCCUGAAGCUCCGACGAGAGUUGGAGGAGGCAGGGCUUCACCAUGAGACAACAGCUGCUGCUCUAAGGAAGAAGCAUGCCGACGCAGUGACGGAACUCACCGAGCAAAUAGACAUGCUGCAAAGAGCCAAACAUAAGAUGGAGAAAGAGAAGGCAGAACUUCGGCUGGAGGCAGAUGACCUGGCUGCCAACCUGGAGCAGCACUUAAGGGCCAAGGGUGCCUUGGAGAAGAUGUGCCGCGUCAAUGCGGACCAGCUUAGCGAGAGUCAUGGCAGAAUUAAUGAUCUGCAGCGACAGCUCACUGAGAUGUCAGCUCAGAAGGCGCGCAGUGUUGCUGAGGCGGCUGAGUACAGUCGUCGCUUGGAAGAGCGUGAAGUGCUGACAAAUCAACUGCAGCGAUCAAAAGCCGGACUUUGUCAAAACUUAGAAGAUAUGAAAAGGCAGCUGGAGGAGCAGAGCAAAGCUCGGGUUUCGCUAGCGCAGGCAGUGCAGGUGUCCCGUCAUGACUGCAGUCUGCUAACAGAACAGCUGGAGGCUGAGCAAGAAUCCAAGGCAGAGUUGCAGAGGGCUCUCUCCAAUGCGAACAGCCAACUGGUGCAGUGGAGGACCAAGUACGAGACGGAUGCCGUGCUGAGGAUUGAAGAGCUGGAAGACGCAAAGAAGAAGCUGGUUGCCAAAGUUCAGGCAGCGCUAGAAGUUGCUGAGGCGUCUCAGGCAAAAAACUCCUCACUGGAAAAAACCAAACAACGUCUGCAGAUAGAGAUUGAGGACUUGGCGGUAGAACUGGAACGAUCCAACGCUUCCGCUCUGGCUCUUGACAAAAAGCAGCGCCAGCUAGACAAGAUGUUGACUGAGUGGAAGCAGAAGUUGGAGGACAGUCAGUCAGAGCUGGACGCCUCCCAGAAAGAAUCACGCAAUCUCAGCACAGAGCUCUUUAAGAUGAAGAACAUUUACGAAGAAUCUCUUAAUCAUCUGGAGACGCUCAAAUCUGAAAACAAGAACCUUCAAGAUGAGAUUCUGGACCUGACUGAGCAGAUCAGUCAUAGUGGAAAGACAAUUCAUGAUCUUGAGAGGGUGAAAAAGGUCCUCGGAGUGGAGAAGAGCGACAUUAAAGCUGCCUUGGAAGAGGCAGAGGGAACUAUUGAGAAUGAGGAGAGCAAGACACAGAGAGUUCUAAUGGAACUUCAGCAUACCAGGAUGGAGAUUGAGCGCAAGAUUGCGGAAAAAGAUGAAGAGAUUGACAGCCUGAGGCGGAGUCACCAGCGUUCACAGGAGGCCAUGCAGGCCAGUUUGGAGGCGGAGAUUCGUACUCGCAGUGAAGCGGUGCGUUUGCGCAAGAAGAUGGAGUCUGACCUAAGUGAGAUGGACAUUCAACUUGCUCACGCCAACAAGCGAGCGGCCGAGGGCCAGAAGACCAUUGUGCAGCUGCAAGCUCAGGUGAAAGGUCAGCAGGUUGAGCUGGAAGACAAGGCCCAGAUGAACAAUCAGCUGCGAGAACAAGUGGCACUACUGGAACGUCGCUGCAUGCUGAUGGCAGCCGAGGGGGAGGAGCUACGGGGCGCCUUGGAGCAUUCCGAUCGCACCCGCAAGAUGACUGAACAUGAACUGGUGGAAGUGGCAGAGAGAGCCAAUCUGCUCACCACGCAGAAUUCGGGUCUAGCGAGCACCAAGAGAAAGCUGGAGGCAGAUGUGUCCAAUCUAAUGAGCGAAGUGGAUGAGAUGCUGGCAGAGGGUCGCAACAUGGAGGAGAAAACCAAGAAGGCUCUCACCGACGCUGCCACCAUGGCGGAGGAGCUGAAAAGGGAGCAAGACAGCAGCAGCAUGCUGGAGAGGAUGAAGAAGAACAUGGAAGUCAAUGUCAGAGAGUUGCAGGUCAAACUAGAGGAGGCAGAGCAGAUGGCACUGAAGGGCGGCAAGAAGGAAAUUUAUAAACUGGAGACGCGAGUGCGUGAUCUUCAGACAGAGGUGACCAUGGAGCAAAAGAAACGAGAGGAAUAUCAGAAAGGUGUCCGGCGCUACGAGAGGAAGCUGAAAGAGAUCACCUGCCAGUCAGAGGAAGAUCGCCAAACGCUGCUGAGGAUGCAAGAGGUCAUUGAGAAACUUCAAAGCAAAGUCAAAAUUUACAAGCGACAAGCUGAGAGCGCCGAGGAGCAAGUAAACUCCGCCACCGUACGGUUCCGUAAGGUGCAGCACGAGCUGGACGAUGCCGAAGAGCGAGCCGACAUCGCUGAAAGCGCCGUCAAUAAACUGCGCGUUCGAACGCGCCAGCACGUUAAUGUCAGCAGCGUUGCACUGAUUUCCGAGUGA
Molecule: messenger RNA, 5817 nt
Organism: Nerophis lumbriciformis (worm pipefish)
Lineage: Eukaryota; Metazoa; Chordata; Actinopteri; Syngnathiformes; Syngnathidae
Source: RefSeq, a predicted model, not a curated record